UGCGCUCCUUUCAAUUCACGUUGAACCUUCAUCGAAGUAACAUUGCGGCCAGAUCAGCAAGCUGUAUUAUUCGAUUGUUCGGAAAUAUUCUAUUUCGAUUUUAUAAGUGCUGUAAAAUUAAUUCCACGUUCUUACGUUAAUUAAUUCGAAACGUUGCAUAGAUUAUUUUAUUUUUAACACACCUUUGAGUUAAAAUUAUAAAGUGCGAAAUCAUCGUUCGUUUAACGUCAAUGCGAUAAAAAUUAUGAAUAAAUAAUUUUCAAAAGAGAAAAAAGUGUAAUCGGAGUGGAAAAGAUUUGCAUAAAAAUACAGCUUGAAGAAUAAUGAAUAAUCGCAGGAAGCUGAUUCACACACGACGCGCGAUGACAAUUGCGAUCAUUGUUUGCAUAUUGGCUAUAUUUAUUAAGACCAGCGAAGGCAGGCCUCACAUCAGGCAUCACCGGGACGGCUCGCACUGCAGCAGAUGCGGUCCAGGCUGGGGCGUGAUUAGCCGCUGCACCCGCGGCCGCGACACCGUGUGCAAAAAGUGUCCGGUCGGCACGUACAGCCGGCAUCACGGCACGCAGCCCUGCUGGAACUGCGCCAGAUGCGGCCCGGGUUUGUACGAGGCGCAUCCGUGCACCUCGCGCACCGACACCGUCUGCGACUCCUGUCAUCGCUCGAAGCCGGACAACCCCGACUAUCGGCGUAAAUGCGAGGGCCGCGCGAGGUUCUUCCUCGCGCCGGAGGACGCGCGGAGCACCGCCGAGGAGAGCAUCCUGGUGAACGAACCGGCGUACCGCUUCCAGCUCGACAGCAACGACAGGGACCAGAUACUCGAGAGAGACGUGGAGGCCAUCCUGAGGGACAAGUCGGCCGAUCGAGCGGAGGAUCUAGCGAGAAUCUAAUUACCAUAUGAAUAUUAAUCUCGAAUAAAACGGAUUAUUGGAGUACGUCAUCCUUCGCGUCCAUCGGAAACCGAAGGUUCUUGCAAUAAUUUUACUCACUCAGUUGUUGCAAGAUCCUCGAAGAAAAUCGAACGUACGGUACUCGAGAAAUCAACAGAUCAUGCAGAGUAUAACACCCGUAGAUUCGAAAAUAGAGGAUUAGAGGAAAUAAUGUAUGUCCGAUAUUGAUCGAUCUUUAAAUACUAGUCAAUUAAUAUUUAAGACAGCUAAUGUUCGACUGACAAUGACAAGUAGCGUACGAUCUCGGUACAAUGUACGGAUUGCAUUCAAAUGAAAAUUUAUUUUCUUCUGUCUCUUGUCCGUUCAUUCAUCAUACACGCACAAGCGAAUUUCAAUUAUUCUGCAUCAUACAAUGCAGCACAGAUGGAGCACAAAACGCUCCCUAUAUGCCAAAUUAGAAUACAAAAAAAUUCUUUUCUCUUACGAAUAAACAGCUAUAUGAAUAAACAGUUAUACCUUCAAUUUCAAUUUACGUUUACGUUACAUGUUAUAUGUUGUAAUGAAAUGAAUAUUCAGCGUAAUUCAACGUUCGUCAUCUCCGUGUGGAUGUUAUAAAUUUUAUAGAUAUUUUGCAGUCUGUAUCGAAAUUUUUAUAUACAGUCAUUCUUGAAUUUUGCGAUAUAUUUUCACGAAAAUUUUCGUGAUUACAUUUUUAUAUGCAUUUGAAUAUAUCAAUAUUGCACAUGCCACACACACACGCGUGGAUUAAACUCGCUGUUACCAUAGACUGACGAGAAGCUCGUACGCUUAUAACUAAACGAGAUACAUUCGGAUCCACGUAAAUCCGCGGUCCUUCGAGUUUCAUUUGGGAUUAAUACGACGCGUUAUAACAAACGCCGAGUCGCAUUUAGUCCUUGAUUGCUAUUUUCCACUUUAUCGAACAGCAUUUUGGAGUCCGUGGUUACGAAUCGAUAUUUCAGCUAAAUUCGGCAUACUUUCUGGAUCGAUGCAGAUGCGGGCGGUCUAAAGAUAUAUAAGCGAGCGCUACAAAUUAUAAUAUCCUUGCUGCUAGAUCAAUAUGACCGCGCGUUUAUCAUUUUUAACAUAAUUUGUACAUAUACAUUUGUACAUAUACAGUUUUGUUUACGGAUAUGGAUUUCUCUGUAUAUUACACGAGCUUACAAUGGGAAUGAAUUUCGAUGUUAUACAUUUUCAAAGAUUUCUUUCGAUAUCAUUAUGCUCUUAUUUCGUUAGAUAGGUAUAAUAUACACAUUUCUAAUCGAAACGUACGUGUAUUCCGAUUUUGAGAGUGGAUCGGGAUCGCCUCGUUGCACGUAUAUGGUUUUUUCUCGAGAAAACUAAUUGCGUGAAAUUAAUGAUAAUCAAGAAAAAUGGUUCGAUAUCGAUAAACGACAAGUUCGAUAUAUUCAAAGUGAAAGUUUUGUCGAUACAUGUCCUCGUUUGGUUUCACUGGAUAAUAAUAUAUUGGUUUUCAACGCACAUACACCAAAAAUUAUUUUCUCUCAAAACGAGAGUGCUGUGGACCAUUUGUAAAAAAUCGAAAAGUCAAGAUUCAUCUAUUGUAUCUUUUAACUUUCAUUCUUUUUUAAUGAUACGUCAAUGAUUGGUCCACAUAAUUCAUGUAGCGGUAUAAUAUUCAAAAGUAAAGAUAAAUGAAAAUAUAUUACAAAUAAACUAUUUACAUGUUCAAAAUAUUUUUAAUGUUUUACGAACAAAUAUAUUCUUGGAAUCAGGAAUAUCGUUGGAAUCAUAUAACUUUUUUAUCUAUUUAGCAAUAUAUAUAUACUUGAUGCAAUCUAAUGUUCUAUUAAUUUUUACUAGUUAAUCCUCUUAUGUAAUUGAUAAAACCGCAAUUGAUAAAACCGAUAGGCUAGCAAUUCGGCGAGUUGAUUAUUCUGAUAUCGUUAUACGAUGGCUCGCAUUUUUAGCGUGCAUUUAAAGUUAAACGUGACUCAAUUUUAUCUCUAUAUAUUUUCUUUUUUAUACAUAAAUGUGAAACUCAAACUAGACGAUUGUAUCUAACGUUAAGUGUGACGACAAAUACAAAUGAGAUAUACGAGCCAACAUGGCUUAUUGUCUAAAUCUAGAUACAUUCAUAAAGAUAAUUUACACGCGUAUUUUUCCUACGAGAUGAUACAUAUUAUCUUGCCCGAUAUCACAGAAAAUACUCGAAUGACAUUGAUACCGAUCGUAUUCAUUAUUGAAACUAAUCAAAUAUUUUUUGCAUGUUAAUUAUCGUAUCUUUUGAAUCUCGUUGAUACGUUUUUUUAUAUUAGUAAAUUGCAUUUAUCAUAUAUUAAUACGUUUGUCAAGAAUAUGUUUAGCAUAUAUUAAUAAAUUUCAAUAGUCAAAUAGACAGAUGUAUGCGUAACUAAUAACUAAUAACUAAUAAUUAAAUGACAAAUUACAUGUAAUCAGAUGGAUCAACCGAUCAGAUUAUAAGCGAUAAAUUAUUAAUGCAAAAAUGAAAAAAAUGUAUAUCGAGCGAUAUUAUUAAUUUAUCUUGAUACUAUACUUUGAAAAAUAAGUUGUUGUAAAUAUGCCAUAUAAUGAAACACUAUCUAAACUAUUUCUAUCGCUUUAUUUAUCAUAUCAUUUCGAUCCUUUAUCGUAUAUUAAAUUUUUACGUGUAAAGUUACAUUUUUCAGGAACAUAACUUUGGAAAAAUGUGCAUUCAAUAAAUUGUAAACAUGGGACGCGAAUAGAGAUUGUGGCCCCUUUGAUACAGUUGCUUGUACUUUCAUUACAACUGAU
This is a messenger RNA of Camponotus floridanus (Florida carpenter ant), 3662 nucleotides long. RefSeq names its product tumor necrosis factor receptor superfamily member 3. NCBI's taxonomy places the organism in Eukaryota, Metazoa, Arthropoda, Insecta, Hymenoptera, Formicidae. Bases 324 to 887 code for a protein of 187 amino acids. The record is from RefSeq and is a predicted model, not a curated record. Gene Ontology annotation, molecular function: protein binding; tumor necrosis factor receptor activity. Gene Ontology annotation, biological process: inflammatory response. The transcript has 2 exons.